GGGACGCCACUGGGGUCCGCGUCGCUGCUACGCAGCGGCAGGCGCUGGGAGUGACCAAGUGCUCUGCUGGUUUGGUUGCCUGCGUCUCACUGUUGGAAGUGGGGGAUUAUUUGGGAAGGGCUCCUGGUUUUGUGUAUUUUUGAGAAGAACGUAGAUAGUCCUUUCCUGGAACGGGAGAGCGGCCCGGUCCUAGUGCCCGCUAAUACUAGGGGCUGUGGAGCGGACGGAGGUUGUGGCCCUACCUAAGCGUGACCUCGCUCCGCGAAGCCGCCCGCGGGGCGCUGAUGGCCGAACGCAUUCUGGGAAAGACUUUAGCCACGGUGUCUCUCUCUGUGGCCUUGGCCUCUGUGACUGUCAAGUCCUCGGGCUGUUGCAGCAUUCCGGCGUGCAGAAGCUCAUUUUUAUCCUGUGGGUUUCAUCUUAACUCCAACAUCAUGUCUAGUUCUAAUGGUGCCAAAGAGAAUUCGCACAACAAGGCUCGAACAUCUCCGUAUCCUGGUUCAAAAGUCCAACGCAGCCAGGUUCCAAAUGAGAAAGUAGGAUGGUUUGUUGAGUGGCAAGACUAUAAUCCUGUGGAAUACACUGCUGUCUCUGUCUUGGCAGGACCCAGGUGGGCCGAUCCUCAGAUCAGUGAAAGUAACUUCUUUCCCAAGUUUAAUGAAAAGGAUGGGCAUGUUGAGAGAAAGAGCCAGAACGGUCUAUAUGAGAUUGAAAAUGGAAGACCCAGAAAUCCUGCAGGACGGACAGGACUGAUUGGCCGGGGGCUUUUGGGGCGAUGGGGCCCAAAUCAUGCUGCAGAUCCCAUCAUAACCAGGUGGAAAAGGGAUAGAAGUGGAAAUAAAAUUACCCACCCUGUUUCUGGGAAAAACAUCUUACAGUUUGUGGCAAUAAAAAGGAAAGACUGUGGAGAAUGGGCAAUCCCAGGGGGGAUGGUGGACCCAGGAGAGAAGAUUAGUGCUACACUGAAAAGAGAAUUUGGUGAGGAAGCUCUCAACUCCUUACAGAAAUCCAGUGCAGAAAAGAGAGAAUUAGAGGAACAGUUGCACAAACUCUUCAGCCAGGAACAUCUAGUGAUAUAUAAAGGAUAUGUCGAUGAUCCUCGAAACACUGAUAAUGCAUGGAUGGAGACAGAAGCUGUGAACUACCAUGAUGAAACAGGUGAGAUAAUGGAUAACCUUACCCUAGAAGCUGGAGAUGAUGCUGGAAAAGUGAAAUGGGUGGACAUCAGUGAUCAACUCCAGCUUUAUGCCAGUCACUCUCAAUUCAUCAAACUCGUGGCAGAGAAACGAGAUGCACACUGGAGUGAGAACUCUGAUGCUGAGUGUCGCGGGUUGUAGCCUCAUCUCUGUGUCAGCCAAGUGCAGAAGAGCACGUGCUGAAAAGAAGGCGGUACCACAGAGCUCAUAGGAUAGAUAAGGGGGGCAGGCACGGUCACUUGGAAAUUAUUUCAUUCACUUUCAAAACUGCUUGCAUUUAGAAGGUUUUAAUCAGAAUAAAAUUAGUAAAUAUGAUGAAAUGCAACACAUAAUUUUCUGCUUUCCAGUCAGAAGAAAUAUAAACAACAUAUUUUUUAUGUAUUCUAUUUAAGCAUGGUUUAAACCAAAUCGAAACAGCUGAUGCUCUUUGAAGAACCAUAACCUGAAUAAAGAUAAAUUUAGGGUCAGCCAUUACUUCUGCCUUCCAUGUUAGUUCUUUCUUUUUUUCCUGUUGAUCUAGGGUCUGAAGGAUGUUUCUGGCAUAAAUAUCAGGCUCCUUUAGGAGAACACUGCCAGUGUCUAACCUGUCUUUAAAUUAUUUGCUUUAUGUGAUCUUGUUGAAGCUGAUUUAAAAAAUGAAAACCUUGUUUUGACUUCAGAAUUACCAGUUUAUUGAGGAAAUUUCAGUUUAUUGAGGAAAUUGAUCUUGUUAAUAAAGAUCAGUAUCAAUGAACAGCUCGUGUUCUCAUUUUUUAAAAACUCUGAAUUUAAAAAUAUGUCCUGGAAAUUAGUAAUUUAAAUUGAUGUAUUUAUUUCACUCUACUGUAACUGUAUGUAUCAUAAAUAAAGCAAAAAUACAUGUUCAGGGGCACCUGGGUGGCUCAGUUGGUUGUGUCCAACUCUUAAUUUUGGCUCAGGUCAUGAUCCCAGGGUUGUGAGAUCGAGCCCCAUGUUGGGCUCCACACUCACCAUGGAGCCUGCUUGGGAUAUUCAUAUUCUCUCUCUCUCUCUCUCUCUUCCUCUGCCUCUCUCCUCCACCCAUGCUUUCUCUAAGAAGUAAAAUAAAAAUAGAUGUUCAGAAAGGAUUGAAAUGAGAGAGGGAAGCCUUUGAGAGUUAAACAUAUUAUUUGUUAGGAAGGGAAUAAGGAUUGGAAUAGGUUUUUGAGAGGCCCACCAUUAACAUUAUAAUUCCCAGAUAAAGGAAAGAGUUGUUGAUGUUCUAGAUACUUAGGGAAGAAGAAUGAAAAUAAUACUUGUCUUAGUGGGCAUGUGUAUCACAUCCUGGCUAAGAUAUUUAUUGAGAAAAUCCCAUGCUAUUUACUCCUGUCAACCUUGAGUAGGGACCAUCAUAAUUCCGUCUUCAUUCUAGUUGGGUUACAGAUGGGGCAUCUGAAGAAAAGGAGGUGUAAGGGAUAGAGACAUGGUGGUUUCCUUUUCUUCACAUAUUUGAAAAAGGUAUUAGGCUUAUUCUGUAGCUUGAGAACAGAACUUGGGCUAAUGUAAAUCAAAAGUCCCCUCAACCCCUGCUAAAUUUAGUGUCAAAGCUACUUUUACUUUGGUGGUAAACCUGAACUAAACUGACAGGAAGCUUUUUCCUCAUUAGUGCGACUUAAGGUUUGCUGAGAAACAUUAGAAUGUUUGAUUUCCAGAUGCUGUUUCAGACCCCUCUGGAAGAGUUACAAGGUUUAAGCAUGGUAUUAAUUUUCUAAAAUCCAUAAAAUCCUGGUCCCUGGUAUGUAAUAAGGGACUUGUGCUUGACCAGGAUGACCCGCUCACUAGCUGAGGGGUAGGAUGGCCUUCUCCCAGAAUCAGAGUUGGAUUCUACUUUUACUGUUUGGCAGGAAGAGACUGCUUUUUCCUGGCACUGAAUAGAAUUUUUAAAGCUGCUUACAAAAGCUCUUGAGAAAGUUUGAGCAAUUC
Molecule: messenger RNA, 3116 nt
Organism: Lynx canadensis (Canada lynx)
Lineage: Eukaryota; Metazoa; Chordata; Mammalia; Carnivora; Felidae
Gene: NUDT9
Product: nudix hydrolase 9
Exons: 8
Coding region: 285-1337 (350 amino acids)
Biological process (GO): defense response
Cellular component (GO): mitochondrion
Molecular function (GO): ADP-ribose diphosphatase activity
Source: RefSeq, a predicted model, not a curated record